Messenger RNA from Protopterus annectens (West African lungfish), 1029 nucleotides. RefSeq names its product visual system homeobox 1 (gene VSX1). The record is from RefSeq and is a predicted model, not a curated record. Gene Ontology annotation, biological process: regulation of DNA-templated transcription. The coding region runs from base 1 to 1029 and encodes 342 amino acids. Gene Ontology annotation, molecular function: transcription cis-regulatory region binding; DNA-binding transcription factor activity, RNA polymerase II-specific. Gene Ontology annotation, cellular component: nucleus. The transcript is spliced from 5 exons. NCBI's taxonomy places the organism in Eukaryota, Metazoa, Chordata, Ceratodontiformes, Protopteridae.
AUGACUGGGAGAGAGGAGUUUUCUGACGAAAAACCCAAGGGAAAAGUAUUUGCUCCAAGUACUGCAAACGACAAAUCUUUGAAAAUGAAUCCGUCUGGGUUAAGAUCCAAGGGCUUUGCCAUUACUGAUUUGUUGGGUCUGGAGACAGAAUUGCAGCACCCUUCAGCUCCACCCGUCACUGGGUGCGAGCCCCCUCCCAACGGGGUGGGAGGCUUUUCGUUGACUGGUGGCCCCUUGCCUUUGGGACUGGGCUUUCUCUGUGGACUGGCUGCCCAGCAACCCUCAGGGCACCAUUAUCUCAUGCCAUCUCACAUCCCAUUACUCCAGACUAGAAGUGAACAUCUUAUUCGCAGCCCCAACUCUGACAAACAGAAGGAUCACUUCUCUGAUGAGGAUAGCCUAUCAGGUGACCGGAAUGAUGUAGACAGCACAGCCUCUCAGAUUAAGAGAAAGAAACGGAGACAUAGGACUGUGUUUAGUGCCCACCAACUGGAAGAACUAGAAAAAGCAUUUAAUGAAGCGCAUUACCCAGAUGUCUAUGCAAGAGAAAUGUUAGCAAUGAAAACAGAGCUUCCAGAAGACAGAAUACAGGUGUGGUUUCAGAAUCGGAGGGCAAAGUGGAGAAAGCGUGAGAAGUGCUGGGGCAGAAGCAGUGUCAUGGCAGAAUAUGGCCUGUAUGGGGCCAUGGUUAGACAUUCUAUCCCUUUACCUGAAUCAAUUCUAAACUCUGCCAAAUCUGGACUUAUGGGAUCCUGUGCUCCAUGGCUUCUUGGUAUGCAUAAGAAAUCAGUAGAAGGACAGAAAACAACAGCAGACAAUUGUGACAGAACAGCAGAAAAUAGCAGUUUAGCACCUGAUGAUUGCAAGCACAAACUGGAAAGCUCCCAGCAGUUCCAUGUAUGCAAAAUCAACUUAGGAGAAGAGUCAGAAGACAGAGCAAUUGACCUCUCCAGCUCUUCAAAGCAGGAAAACAGAUACAUUUCCUGUCAGUCUGGUAUUGGGACUGAUGGAACAGAAAUAAGGCAAUGA